AAAAUUAUCACUUGCCCCCUUUGCUUGGAGCCCAUGGACUCGGACGACGCUUCCUUUUACCCCUGCCCUUGUCUUUAUCAGGUCUGUCGUUUUUGUUGGGCUAAAAUACUGAAUGAGGAAAAUGGCUUGUGUCCCGCAUGCAGACAGGUUUGCUUGGACGUAAACCCUCCAAACGAAAAAAAGAAGGUUAUUCAGACUAAUCUCGUUUUCGUCGUCGGUUUACCUCAAUGGAUCUCAAAGGAUAAAGAAAUUCUGAAGAACGUUGAAUACUUCGGACAAUUUGGGAAAGUAUUUAAAGUGGAAGUCAAUCCCAAUCCGAAUUUCACAAAUCCUCAGCUGGCCUUAAUGAUGUCACGGGCAGUACCUUUACGCGUGCUGAUUAGCGGCAACGGAUCUGAAAAGCUCCACCAAUUCUUUUCUCCAGUGACGGAGGCCGAAAACCGAAGGCCCCAGAACUGCUUCCAUGUCUUGGUCAACGGUGUUGAACCAAGUCUUGGGUUGCCCUUCCCUUCGACGCCUCCAGGAGGGCUGCGGCGCCGAAUCGGGGGUAGAAUAAAAAAGCUCAUGAGGUGGACAAAGAAGAAGGUGUCCAAGCUAUCUCAGUCAUCUUCCUUGGAUCACCUGUGA
Messenger RNA from Dibothriocephalus latus, 627 nucleotides. Lineage: Eukaryota; Metazoa; Platyhelminthes; Cestoda; Diphyllobothriidea; Diphyllobothriidae. The record is from the annotation of a GenBank genome assembly.